Molecule: messenger RNA, 1170 nt
Organism: Stegodyphus dumicola
Lineage: Eukaryota; Metazoa; Arthropoda; Arachnida; Araneae; Eresidae
Product: tigger transposable element-derived protein 1-like
Source: RefSeq, a predicted model, not a curated record
AUGGGGAAGCUGCCAGCGCCGAUGAAAAAAAAGCAGCACAAAGAAUUUAUCGAGGCCUUCAAAAAGUUAAUCCUCGAUGAAGGCUACAUCCCUCAACAAGUCUUCAACUGUGAUGAAACGGGGUUUUUCUGGAAGAAAAUGCCCCCGUCGUACAUACAUCACAGAAGAAGAAAAAGAAACUUCUUGGACACAAAACCCUUGAAGGAUAGGCUUACUCUUGCCCUAUGUGCGAAUGCCAGUGGGGAUUUAAAAAUAAAAACCCCUACUGGUAUACCACUCAAAAAUCCUUGUGCUUCAAGGUACAUAAUGUGUCGAAGGAUAAGCUCGCCGUCUUUUGGAGGUCCAACGCCAAAGCUUGGGUCACGAGGCUUUUAUUUGUUGAGUGGGUUAAUUGCUGCUUUCGGACCUGCAGUGAAAAAAUAUUUAGAGGAGAAUGGUCUUCCUCUAAAAUGCCUCCUUGUGCUCGACAAUGCCCCUGCUCAUCCUCCUGGCCUUGAAAGAACAGAUACAUCCCGACUUCGACUUCAUCAAAGUGCUCUAUCUGCCACUGAACACCACUUCCAUCCUCCAGCCUAUGGACCAGCAAAAAAGGCAUGGGGUGAGGUCUCAAGGUGCACCUUGAACUCAGCAUGGAGGAAACUCUGGACAGCUGUGGUUGCAGAACGAGACUUUGAGGGUUUCGAAAUCCCUACUGAAGAAGCUGUGGAUGAUCCUGCUCCAUUGGAGGAGAUUAUUUCUCUGUCAAAGUCUCUGGGGCUUGUCGUCGAUGAGGCUGACAUUGACAACCUACUCGAUGAGCACAAGGAGGAGCUCAACACUGACGACUUGAAGGCAUUGGAGGCGAUGGAAAUUAGCGAUCUUCAAGAGGAACAUCAUUCGAGUGUUGAGGAGGAGGUGGAGGUGGCACUGACAUCUAGGAAUACGGGAAGCCAUCGGUUUGAUCAAGGAUUUUUACUUGGCCUUAGAAGACUUAUUGCUCGCAGAAGGAGGCCAUCCAUAAUUUAUAGCGAUGAGUUGAAAUACCAUCGAGAUAGGAGCUGCACAAACAAGAUCCACUGGAACUGCAGUCCACCCCCAGCAUCAUGGUUGGGUGGCUUUUGGAAACGACUUGUUCAAAUGAUUAAAGAAGCUUUUGCGUUGAGUCCUAGGUCAGUCGUGUCUGAAUUAUGA